AUGAUUAGCCCGCGGUUGGGUCUGCUGAAUAAUAUACCUUUUGUGAUUCCGUUUGAGGAUAGAGUCAAGAUAUUCCGGAUGUUUGUGGAAAAUGAUCGAAGACGCAAUGGUAUCGAUGAUCUUCGUCGUAUAAGCCUCGACAGAGAAAUUCGCCGUCAUCAUGUAUUUGAAGAUGGUUUUGCGAGCUUGUAUGGAUUAGGUUCGGAACUGAAGCGUAAAAUUGCAAUUACAUUUGUGGACGAAUUCGGUUUGCAAGAAGCCGGCAUUGAUGGUGGCGGCGUGUUUAAAGAGUUCCUGACAAGUCUCGGUCAUGAAGCAUUUGACACAAACUAUGGUCUCUUUUUGGCAACGCCUGAUCAGAUGCUCUACCCAAAUUCAAGUCGAUAUGCAACAGAACCCGAUCAAUUAGCUUACUAUGAAUUUCUGGGUCUGAUUAUCGGCAAGGCGUUGUACGAAGGAGUGCUUCUGGACGUGGCAUUUGCGGACUUCUUUUUGAAAAGAUGCCUCGGACGAGUCAACUACUUGGAUGAUUUGCCGUCGCUGGAUCCCGAGCUCUAUAAUGGUCUUAUCCAGGUGAAGAAUUUCCAAGGCGAUGUCGAAGACUUGUGUCUCGAUUUCACAUUAACCAGAGAUGAACUCGGGCAAUCAGAAACGGUCGAACUAAUUCCCGGCGGAACCCAUAUUCCAGUCACCAAUACCAAUCGGAUCCGAUACGUAUAUCUCGUGGCGGAUUAUCGAUUGAACGUGCAGAUUGCCAAGCAAUCGAAAGCUUUCCAUAGAGGCCUUAGUACGAUCAUUGAUAUCAAAUGGUUGCGAAUGUUUAAUCAGCAAGAAUUGCAAGUGUUACUAGGAGGUGCCUAUGUUCCCAUUGACUUGGAAGACCUUCGCCUACAUACGGUAUAUGCAGGUUAUACAGACAAGGAUCGAGUGGUACAAGAUUUCUGGAGGGCAUUGUGCAGCUUCAAUAAUGAAGAGCGGAUGAAAUUUGUCAAAUUUGUUACUUCGUGUUCUCGGCCUCCACUCCUGGGUUUUAAGGAACUCACACCUCAGUUCUGUAUUCGCCGCGGUGAAGCGGAUGAUAACCGGUUACCCACCAGCUCAACGUGUGUGAAUCUGCUUAAAUUACCCCCAUUUAGCUCCUACAGCAUCCUAAGACAGAAGUUGGUUUAUGCAAUUACAGCCGAAGCCGGUUUUGAUCUAUCUUAG
Radiomyces spectabilis is the source of this 1206-nucleotide messenger RNA. RefSeq lists its product as uncharacterized. Lineage: Eukaryota; Fungi; Mucoromycota; Mucoromycetes; Mucorales; Radiomycetaceae. The transcript has 8 exons. Gene Ontology annotation, molecular function: ubiquitin protein ligase activity. The coding region runs from base 1 to 1206 and encodes 401 amino acids. The record is from RefSeq and is a predicted model, not a curated record. Gene Ontology annotation, biological process: ubiquitin-dependent protein catabolic process; protein polyubiquitination.